Molecule: messenger RNA, 924 nt
Organism: Helianthus annuus (common sunflower)
Lineage: Eukaryota; Viridiplantae; Streptophyta; Magnoliopsida; Asterales; Asteraceae
Exons: 5
Coding region: 1-852 (283 amino acids)
Source: RefSeq, a predicted model, not a curated record
AUGUCUCCAAUUACUUCUUCAUGUUCUUCCAUUGAGCAUUGUUCAAAUCUUGAAAACUUUCUUCACUCAGUAACUCCUAUUAUCAAGCAUGAUUUUGUUCCUGUGAAUGACAGCAAAGAAGUAGAAGCAAAGAGUGGAUUGAAAAAUAAAGAAGACAUUAAGCUACAAGAUAUAUGGGAAGUUUAUGAUGAAUGGAGCAGUUGUGGUGUUGGUAUCUCAGUUAUACUAGAGAGUGGUGAAAGCAUUGUUCAAUAUUAUGUUCCUUAUCUUUCUGCAAUCCAGAUUUUUAUUAAAAAAUCCACAUCAUCAACUUCCUCUCAUCAUGAUGAUGAUGAUGCAAGCACAAAGUCAAACGACAAGAAUCUUAAAAGUGACAACAGUUGUUGUUCAGGCGACCAUGAUCAUCUUUACGUACAGUUUUAUGAAUCUUGUUCUCCAUACCUGCGGGUGCCGUUUCUGGAUAAAAUUAUCGAACUGGCUCAAAGUUAUCCUGGACUAUUAACAUUUUGUAUCAAUGAUAUAUCUCCAGCUAGUUGGAUGUCUAUUGCAUGGUAUCCUAUCUAUCGUAUCCCAGCUAGCAUUAACAGCACCAAGGAACUUUGCACUUGUUUCCUCACCUUCCAUGCUCUAUCAUGCUCCUUCCAAGAUAACAAUGAAGAAGGCGAUCGUGAGAGUGGACAAGUGUUGGAUCUUGUUCCGUUCGGUCUAGCAACUUACAAAAUGCAAAGCCAUGUGUGGAAUAAUCGCGACAAAGGUGACGACGAAAAGAUUAAAGAGUUGGAGAGUGCUGCUUCAUCAUGGUUGAAACAACUUCAUAUCCAACACCAUGAUUUCAUCUUUUUUACCCAAUAACUAGCUUGAUUGAUUGAGCAUGUCAAGAUGCAAUUUGUUGGGAUUUUUCUAGUUACAAGUUUUGACUUAUCA